Messenger RNA from Cicer arietinum (chickpea), 942 nucleotides. Its product is annotated as rhicadhesin receptor-like. Gene Ontology annotation, molecular function: manganese ion binding. Lineage: Eukaryota; Viridiplantae; Streptophyta; Magnoliopsida; Fabales; Fabaceae. The record is from RefSeq and is a predicted model, not a curated record.
GUCUCUCUUGCAAGUCUUGUGUUGAUAUAAAUAGUAAAAGCCACAACAUCAAUUCAUUCCAAGUCAUAAUUCAAAAGUCUCCGAUUUCCAUAUACAAUGAAAAUGAUGAAGCUGACAGUGGUGCUCCUUGUGGUGUUAACCACCACCACCACCACCGCCACUGCAUCAGAUCCAGAUCCUCUUCAAGACCUCUGUGUUGCAGACCUUUCCUCCGCGGUUAAGGUGAAUGGAUUCACAUGCAAAUUGGCAUCCAAUAUAAAUGCAACAGAUUUCUCGUCGAGCAUACUAUCCAAACAAGGUGCAACAAACAACACAUUUGGUUCCCUAGUAACAGGAGCCAACGUUGAGAAAAUCCCAGGACUGAACACCCUUGGUGUUUCAAUGUCACGCAUUGACUAUGCUCCAGGUGGACUCAAUCCACCUCACACACACCCACGUGCCACAGAGAUUGUGUUUGUACUUGAAGGUCAAUUAGAUGUUGGGUUCAUAACAACAGCAAAUGUGUUAAUAUCAAAGACUAUAUACAAAGGUGAUAUAUUUGUGUUCCCUAAAGGCUUAGUUCAUUUCCAAAAGAACAAUGGUUUGGAACCUGCUUCAGUCAUUGCAGCAUUUAAUAGUCAAUUGCCUGGGACAGUGUCUAUUCCUCUUACUUUGUUUGCAGCCACACCACCUGUUCCAGAUAAUGUUUUGACUAAAGCAUUCCAAAUUGGUACCAAGGAGGUUCAGAAAAUUAAGUCUAAGCUUGCACCCAAGAACUAGUAGGAUUAAGGAUGUGAUGGUUAUUAGUUUUUUUUUUUUUUUACCCUCUGUUUUUAUUUUUAUCUGUUGAUUUACAAUUUGUGUUUGGAACUUACUUUUAAAGGAAGUUUAAUAAUUAAAACAAAUGAGGCAUGUCCAAUAUUCAUUUUCCUUGGAUAAUUGAAAGACGCCAUUGGUACUCUA